Messenger RNA from Scaptodrosophila lebanonensis, 844 nucleotides. RefSeq names its product glutathione S-transferase 1 (gene GstE11). The record is from RefSeq and is a predicted model, not a curated record. Gene Ontology annotation, molecular function: glutathione transferase activity. The coding region runs from base 120 to 797 and encodes 225 amino acids. Gene Ontology annotation, biological process: glutathione metabolic process. NCBI's taxonomy places the organism in Eukaryota, Metazoa, Arthropoda, Insecta, Diptera, Drosophilidae. The transcript has 3 exons.
GCGUGAAGUGCGUUAGUUGUGAGUUGCGUUGUCGUUGGCUUGGCCCACUGUUUUCCAUCAGUAACCAACAGCAAUAAGUAUCUGUACAUUUGAAAUAAGUCAAAGAGAUAGCAGCUAAAAUGGCCAGCAAACCAGUUCUCUACUACUCCCCACGCAGUCCCCCCUCCCGUGCCGUUCUCCUAACAGCCGCCGCUCUGGGUGUUGACUUAGAUUUGCGUCCGGUUAAUGUCAAAGCGGGAGAGAACAGAACCCCCGAAUUUCUGAAACUAAAUCCACAGCACACGAUUCCCGUGUUAGAUGAUAACGGCACUGUGGUGAGCGACUCUCAUGUGAUUUCCGCGUACUUGGCCGACAAGUACGGUCUGGACGAACGUCUCUAUCCCAAGUCGCCGGCAGAGCGCCGGGUGGUCGAUGCCCGACUCUACUACGACUGCGGCCACGUCUUUCCACGCGUGCGCUUCAUUGUGGAGCCCAUCAUUUAUUUGGGCGUUGGAGAGAUACCCGAGGAUCGAGUUAGCUACAUGGAGCGUGCCUACGAUGGACUCGAACACUGUCUGGCCGCAGGCCCGUAUUUGACCGGCGAAAAUCUCACCAUUGCUGAUCUCUGCACCAUAGCGUCGGUUUCGUCUGGUGCUGCUUUUGCGCCCAUCGAUGCCGAGAAGUUUCCGAAAUUGACGGAGUGGGUCGAGCGUCUUCAAGCACUGCCUUACUACCAGAAAAACAACCAAGAAGGACUGGAUUUGCUGGUUAAACUUAUUAAGGAUUUAAUUGCCGAACGCCAGCAGGCCAAGGCUUAAUUUUAAAUGCAGUUCAACAACUCAAUAAAGAAUUCAAUUCAAGCAAA